CCUAGGGAAAGCUCAGUGUGGAGGAGGCUGUAGGGUUACUGGGAAUCACAGGCUCUGCCACGAUGAUCCGGCGGCGGUGGUAUUGCGGAGAGAUGGUGGCGCCAGCAAUCAUCGCUUGAUGAGAGUGAGCAGCAGCAGGAGGAUUUGGAUUCCCAGGAUCGAUUCGCUUGCACGCGCGUGUGCGCGUCGGAUCGGAUGAUGAAGCAAGUGGGCAGCUUUGCAAAGAAUGUGACGCCCAGUUGUGUGGGGUCUUGGAUUUGGAUGCUUGUGCCGACGCGUGCGCUCGAUCCGUUUGUUCUACGCAGCAUUGGAACGAUGUUUGUAUGCGGCGAUGCUAGAGCGAGAUGAGACUGCUCGGCUCUAUGGGCGGUACAACGCCGACAAGAAAGAAGAGCUCAUAUUGACGGCGACGAGGAUUUCAUGGAUGAUCUUGCGGAAGCGCCACCGCCCCCAAAGAUCAUCCAGUGGGAACCAUCAGGGACUGCUUCUCCGGACAUAGAUUGGCCCUCUUUCGCUGUUCUAACUUCUCUCUGCCAGAAAAUCGAUCACGUCGCUUGGAAGGGGAGCGCAAGGCUUUAAAGCGGUGCAUUACGUCCAAGCAAUACGAGCUUGUAGCAAGGCAGCGCAGAAACUCCCGGAUUGCAGCAAAUGUUGGAGCCCGAGCUGAUGGAGUCCAGGCUCUGGAGCUCGGGUUUUGUGGCCGAGCACUCUCGGACCAAAUGCUGCACAGCUGAGAAAGCUCCGGCUGCAUGGGAACUACGUCUGUCAGACUCGGAACUACAGGCGGUUAUACGAUCCAAGCUAUCAAUGCAGAGAAGUUUUUUCUCCUAUACUUUAUUCUUUCUUCUGUGAAACGAAAACGAUCGCAAGGAGAAAAGGCUAUUAUGGUAUCACGCGUUUUUGGAUUAGGGGGCUCUUGGCGGAGGGAGUUCGCCGGUGGAUGAGCGCUCUGAGGCGGCGACGCAAGCUAUGACGAUCGCCCUCUACAUCAGGGAUGUCCUAUAAAGAGGCAUAAUGUAGCUUAGCUAGUGAUUGAUCGAUCGCCUGGAAAUACUUCUUGCAGUGAUCCCGUCCCGCAAGAAGAUCACGAUUUCAUAGCUCCGCAUCCGACAUGGCUGCCUCCGAUUGAGCAAAGUAGCACCGGAUCGCGACCGAGCAGUGUCAUCGUCUUCAUCUGCCGCAUUGAUUGCCGCACUGGAUCAACUGGCCCCAGCGAUUCCCGAUUCCCGGGCAACCAAGAACUGCAAGAGGACUUACACUGCGAUCAAGAGGCUCAUGAAUAUAAGAAGAAAGGCAAGCCGGAGUGCUGUCGGGACUGGAGCAAGAAUGGAGGGCACUGCGCUUGGAAUUUGGAGCCUCUACAGCCCGUCACGCUUAUACAUUUUUAGGCUUCUCUACAAUCAGAUUGAAAUGAUUUGACAAAUUUCGGCUCUUGGUUUUACCAGAGGUCGACACUGCUACGUGUGGAAUCCAUACAAUAGGCUCGACUUUGUCAUUGUUUUCGAUUCCUGCUCUUUGGGAGGUGCAUAACUGGACAUAAUUUUUUCGCGCGGACAGCCGUGUUCCGCGUGUUUCGGGGCCUGCUAGCGUUGAAGCACGUCACAUUUUUUGCCGAUGUCAUAGUAUGGUUUGUAAAUUUCUGAUUUGUGCAUUGUUAACACUUGACAAUAGGCCAUCAUGGCGGCCGUGAAAAAAAGCGUUGGUCCUCUCCAAAACGUUAUCCUUUUGACGUUUUUUCUGUUGGUUUUCUAUUCUCUACUAGGCACGCAGUUCUUGCAAAACUCGAUGAAUCAAAGGUGCUUUCGAACAGCGGACAGGCAACUGGCUUAUCCGAUGCGCUUUUGUGACAAAAAAGCUGCUGGCGGCUACGUAUGUCCACCAUUUCAGAACUGUAUGACAUACGAGAAUCCCAACCAUGGAGCGACAACUUUUGAUUAUCUCUGGUAUUCGCUGCUUACCAUGUUUCAGGUGAUAACUUUGGAAGGAUGGAGCCUCGUCAUGCAUGAUGUGAAGGAUGCUGAAGGGGAGCGAGCCAAUAAGACAUUGAUAACAUUGUGCUCUUAUCGUCCUUCAAGUAUGGCAUGUCAAAACGAUUGUUGCAUACGCUCGACGGGUUGCAAGCAGUAAUGCUUUUUUCUUUUAGCGCGGAACUUCUGCUGUACUUUCUAGGGUACGGUCCUGGCGAUUUUUUUUGCCACGGAAUGAAUUUGCUGGACUUGAUAGUCGUUAUGAUAUCUAUUGUUCUCAUUCGUUUCCAAAUUUAACAAUCAUGCGGUGGUUUUACUCUUCAAA
This is a messenger RNA of Selaginella moellendorffii, 2292 nucleotides long. RefSeq names its product voltage-dependent calcium channel type A subunit alpha-1-like. The transcript is spliced from 10 exons. The record is from RefSeq and is a predicted model, not a curated record. Gene Ontology annotation, molecular function: high voltage-gated calcium channel activity. The coding region runs from base 1678 to 2127 and encodes 149 amino acids. Gene Ontology annotation, biological process: calcium ion import across plasma membrane. Gene Ontology annotation, cellular component: membrane; voltage-gated calcium channel complex. Lineage: Eukaryota; Viridiplantae; Streptophyta; Lycopodiopsida; Selaginellales; Selaginellaceae.